AUUUGCUUUUUCUCCUUCUAGUUUCGCUCGUUUCUUUUUCCAUUCUUUCCUUUUCCCUGUGCCUUUUUGUCUUUUUUCAGAAGCCAGCCUUCCAUAUAUUUCUUUUUGUCGCCGGUUUUGCAUUUUACUGCAUCCAUUCGCUUAUUCUGGUUAUGAUUCGUUGUAAAUAAGCAAGUCACGGAUCACGAUAUCUUCGCCUGACCUAGCGGGCCAGAGACAGCGGUUACAUCGGCGCGCAAGUGGGAGGGCCUGUUGCUCGUUUUGAAGAAAAAAUAUAAGAUUUGGGAAACUCCUUUCUUUGGGUAUCCCGUUCAAAGUCGAGUCACCUGCGGUCGUUAAAUUCUCGUAGGAGAAUAUUAUCUUUCUUUCGUUUCCUUGUUCUUGUUUGUCCAAGUGUUUCUUGUUCGCAUCGCCCCCCAACGGUGCCUCAUCCUUCGACCCUAUCAGUUAUGGAGAGCCCUCGACAGUCCGAUGCAAGCACUCCUGUGGAGCCUUGCUCCCCUGGUUGUGUGGACACACCGGCGACGCAAUCUUCCGUGUUGUUUGAUGGCAACCUGGAAGAGUUGCUGCGCAACUUUCCCCUCGAUCAGUACAUCCUCGUCACAGGGGGUCUCGGGUUCAUCGGCAGUCACACAACAUUGGAGCUACUCAAGGCCGGCUAUAAUGUAAUUGUGAUCGACAAUCUCAGCAACUCUUUCCAGAGUGUCUUUGACCGUAUCAGGCAACUGGCGGCAAAGUACCAUGACGAGCAGGGGACGUGCAUGCCGUCGUUGCAGCUCCACGCCCAUGAUUUCCGGGAUGUUGCUGCUCUGAGGGGCCUUCUUGAGCAGUAUCAGAUCCAAUCCAGAUGGGGUACUCCCAAGUCUAGGAUUGGUGGCGUCAUUCACUUUGCCGCUUAUAAGGCUGUUGAAGAGAGUAUCAAGAAUCCUUUGAAGUAUUACGCGAACAAUGUCAGUGGCCUCAUCGACUUUGCCACAACUUUGGGAGAAUUUGGCAUCAAAACUUUCAUCUUCUCCUCCUCCGCAACGGUGUACGGAACCUUGGCAACAUCGGGUCUUCCCUUGAAGGAAGAACUCUGUGUUCAUAAAGAAGAGGUCUACAGCGAUCAAGACGGUCAGGAGCAGACCGUCAGACCUGGUUGCACGGGUAUUACGAACCCGUAUGGGCGCACCAAAUGGAUCUGUGAAGCGAUAUUAGCGGACCUUGCGGCCUCUGAUCCAGAAUGGACCAUUGUAGCUCUACGCUAUUUCAACCCUAUAGGAUGUGACGAAUCUGGGCUCCUGGGAGAGGAUCCCAGGCAGACGCCCACGAACCUUCUCCCGGUUGUCGUAAAGGUUAUGACCGGACAGUAUAAGGAGCUGCAAAUGUUUGGCACCGACUGGGACACCGAAGAUGGCACUGCAGUUCGCGACUUCAUCCAUGUCACCGAUCUUGCUAGGGGACACAUUGCUGCACUCAACGCUGCCAACGGUGGAAAGCUGGUUGAGAACUUCCGGACCUUCAAUCUGGGAACUGGCCGGGGCCACUCUGUGAUGGAAGUGGUCAACACAAUGGAAGCAGUGUCUUCCAAGCCCAUCCCGAGAAAGGCUUCUGGUCGCCGCGCUGGCGAUGUUGGCUCCUGUGUCGCUGUGGCCACAAGGUCGCAGGACGAGCUAGAGUGGAAGACCGAAAAGUCCCUGAAGGAUGCUUGCGUGAGCCUAUGCAAUUUCCUCAAUGUUAGCGGUCUGUCCUCUUAGGCCGUAUGCUUGUUUCCUGUUCAUCAUUGGCGCUUGGCGUGAUUAUAUCUUCUUCCUGUGUCUCUUCCUCUCUUCAGAGGGAGCCCAAAAUCAGGCUCCAGUCCUGACUUCAUUUUUCUUUCUCUUAUAUCCAUUUCGCUUUCGUUGCACUUUGGAAUCUCGGCAGGUUCAUAGUACCCUGUGGUUUUUGCAUGAUAGAGUCGGGACCCCCACUUAUGUCCAUCCCCUUAAUGCAUAGUGUAUGUGUCAUUGUACAAUCUCAUUAUUGUCCCAUUCUGAAGCCAUUAACUGUUUUUGUAAUUCAAACUAGCAAAUUACUCAUGUCAG
Molecule: messenger RNA, 2063 nt
Organism: Aspergillus costaricaensis CBS 115574
Lineage: Eukaryota; Fungi; Ascomycota; Eurotiomycetes; Eurotiales; Aspergillaceae
Product: NAD-dependent epimerase/dehydratase family protein
Exons: 1
Coding region: 450-1736 (428 amino acids)
Biological process (GO): beta-D-galactose catabolic process via UDP-galactose, Leloir pathway
Cellular component (GO): cytosol
Molecular function (GO): UDP-glucose 4-epimerase activity
Source: RefSeq, a predicted model, not a curated record